UCAGUCUUCCCCAGUUGGAAAGUGGUACUCAAUACAGAAGGUCCCCAUUGUCACACCGACAAGUACCAUUUCACGUCUUACAUCUGUAUGAUCUUCACCCACUCUUAUGAUGACUGAAGACUGAAGACAUCUAGUUUCACUUGUAGCGGUUCUGUUCAGAGCAGUGGGUGACUGUGUUUUUGGUUCAAGUUCAAAACGUGCUUCGGUGUAGUUCAGGUUGAUUCAGGUUUCGGGUAGUGGAUUUAUUAGUAUAAAUGGCUUAGUACCGCAAUUUUGUGCGUAAUAAACUAGAUUAAUGUGGUGUUAGUCUAUGAUGGAAUUACUGGGUGCAUACAAUUUCAGUGACUUACAUCAUUAACUCUACGUAAUGAAAUGAGGCAGAUGCAGUUGGCGACAAAGAAAUGAAGACAAUUUUACCUAUAGUGACACUAGUUCUUCUAUACUCCCAAUGGUGUACUGCCAACAAAACCGCAUCUACAGACAUAGUAUUAGCACAACCAAAGAAAUUGACAUUAUACAAUUUAGCCGUCAAACGAAUGAUGUCUAUUUGGGACAAUUUAACAGGAAAGGGGAGCACAGAAAGUUUUAUUGGUCGCUGUUUUGGGGCGGCAAGAAAACUCAAGAUGAUGAUGCCACUGAUCAUAUUCAAACUUGGCGUGAUAGUGACCAUUUUGAUGUUCCUAACAAUUUUCUCGAUGAAGAGUCUGGGUCUUCUUCUUUUCCUCGUCAUGUUGAAUGUCGGAGGAAUCGCCUCAAAGCUGACCCUACUUCUCAAGCAUGGAGUUGGAGGUGGACACACGCCGCCCCAAAACGUGCACUUUCACAUACAUCCGGGAAAGGACGGGUUCCACACAGCACCUAGUGGACCAUGGGAUAGGACUGAUGAUAUGGAUUCCUCGGAAAAAUACAAUUUGUACAAUAAGUUGCUGAAAAACACCAACUAUAACUUAUUGUAUAAUUCUAGAUAAUUUUAGUUAAAUUAUUAUUAUUUAUUGUAAAA
Messenger RNA from Aethina tumida (small hive beetle), 1000 nucleotides. RefSeq lists its product as uncharacterized. The record is from RefSeq and is a predicted model, not a curated record. Lineage: Eukaryota; Metazoa; Arthropoda; Insecta; Coleoptera; Nitidulidae. Bases 402 to 968 code for a protein of 188 amino acids. The transcript has 3 exons.